This is a messenger RNA of Callorhinchus milii (elephant shark), 1288 nucleotides long. RefSeq names its product zinc-binding protein A33-like. Bases 39 to 1211 code for a protein of 390 amino acids. The transcript is spliced from 5 exons. Gene Ontology annotation, molecular function: zinc ion binding; protein binding. NCBI's taxonomy places the organism in Eukaryota, Metazoa, Chordata, Chondrichthyes, Chimaeriformes, Callorhinchidae. The record is from RefSeq and is a predicted model, not a curated record.
GUGAAAGCAGUUUUGAAUCAGGAAGUGCUGAGGGUGAAAUGGCUUCCCAACGCCAGGCUGACAGUCAGACCGAGGAGUUAAAAUGUCCGGUGUGUCCGCAGCUCUUUGCCGAUCCCGCCACCCCGAAGUGCGGCCGCAGCCUCUGCCGCUCCCGCAUCACGCCGGGCUGCGAAAAAGAGGGGCCGAGCUCCUGCCCUGUAUGUCAGGAGCCCUUCUCAGAAAGGAACCUCAAGGCCCUGGCGUAUCUGUCGAAGAAAGCUCAGGGUUUGAGCCUGGCUUCGAAAGAGACGGUUAUCACAAGUCACUGUGAGGAACACCGGGAAGAAUCAAAGCUGCUGUGCGAAAUUGAAGAGAAACUGAUCUGUGACCCCUGCAGAGAUGCACAGGAAUACAGAGAUCACAAUUCCUUGGCCAGUGACAAAGCUGUUGAAAUCGACAAGGAAGGCGUGAACUCCGCCUCAGCUUCUCCCGCGCAGAGGGAGGCCACCGCUCCAGAAGCUGAAGGGAAACGGAAACAAGAGGUCUCACAAGUUAACGAGGAAACUGCUCGGAAGCGAAGCAUCGGUGCGGAGGAUAUUCAGCUGUCGUUACCUGAGGGUGAUCUUCCUGUGGGGAUCUACAAAGAACCUGCACAGUGCACAACUGGGAGAGAGAUUACAGACCUCGACAGUCCAGCUCCGGUCUCUCUGACUCUGGAUCCUGACACAGCCCAUCCCUGGCUCGUCCUGUCUGAGGACCUGACCAGCGUGAGACUCGGAGACAAACGGCAGCCGCUCCCUGACACCCCGAAGAGGUUUGGUAAAUAUCUGAUUGUCCUGGGAUCUGAGGGCUUCACAUCAGGGAGACAUUACUGGGAGGUGCAGGUGGGCAACAAGACUGAGUGGCUUGUGGGACUAGCCGGAGAGUCCAUCAACAGGAAAGGACCGAUCACCUGGUCACCGGAGGGUGGGGUCUGGGGUGUGUGGCUCAGGAGCGGGGUCUACGGGGCUCUGACUUCAUUUCCUCCCCCAGAGCUGCCCCUGACAGUGAGACCCGGGAAGAUUAGGGUUUACCUGGACUAUGAGGGGGGACGGCUGACAUUUUUCAACGCUGAUAACGUGUCUCCCCUCUACACCUUCACCCACACUUUCACUGAGAAACUUUACCCUCUCUUCUAUCCCGGUUUGAAUGACGACAGCGAAAACUUGGAGCCGCUGAGAAUCUGCCGGUAAUAACGCAGGGGGUGGGACUCUGGAUUGUACCCAAGGUGUAAACUUUGCUCACAAUAAAGCAUCUGAUACAACGUCAA